ACACUGACAGCAUACACAAUCAACGCACAUCAAUCCGCUAUAGCACUUUUUGCGCUCAAUAGUUCCGCCAGUCUCUUGGCAACUGGAUCUGUUAAGGGGACGGUGAUACGGCUUUUCGACACAAAAACAACAGGGCAGUUGCGAGAAUUCAGACGUGGCGCCGAUCCGGCCAAUUUGCAUUGUUUGCGUUUUUCGCCAUGUUCUAGUUUUCUGGCAGUUUCAAGCGACAAGGAUACCGUGCAUAUUUUUGCUGUGAAAAACGAUCCAAACUGGGCAAACAGGAAGACAGUUUGGCAGCAAGUUGGUUUCAUAGCCGAAGAGACGCGCCGUGCUUGCGUACAGCUGAAACUCUCCAGAGCAACUCAGUCAGCCACUCGUACAGAAUUGGCUUUUUUAACGGCCGGCAUUAACGAAGCGAGUGAAUUAGGCUCUACAGAAUCUCUGCGAACAGCGCAAGGCCGUUGUGGUCUACGCACUUAUGUAUGCCACGAUGGCGGCGAUUUGUGA
Gongylonema pulchrum is the source of this 507-nucleotide messenger RNA. The record is from the annotation of a GenBank genome assembly. NCBI's taxonomy places the organism in Eukaryota, Metazoa, Nematoda, Chromadorea, Rhabditida, Gongylonematidae.